GUAACACUGAGCAGGCCAUGUGGUGGUGCAGCCAGAGGUUUCUUUAUUUUAUGCUUCGUCUGAAUCCCCAGAUGGAUGAUUAUAUAUCUAUAUAAAUUAUAAGACUGAAAUUAAACAGAGGCGGAAAAGACAGAUCAAUAAAGACUUUCUUCUUUGGUCAUUAGAGAGAUCUUUUCAUGGAGCAGGACAGGCUCAUGGACUUCAUAUUCAAAUAAAGGCAGACCUUGGAGAGGAUGAUCCCUUCACUAUAGGAGAGCUGAAUGCUGCAUGAAGGACCCAGGGGAAGGGCUGGUAAAAUGCUCUUGUAUACCAACAGGAUGUCACAGUAGGCUACACUUGGGACAUAGGAGAAGAAAGAGAGAUGAACUGCAAAAAGAAGUUGGAUCUCAAAGGAAUUAGAUGCAAUCACCCUAUUUAAUUGACUCAUCUGCCUCGCCGUAUAAUUGGAAGCAGAUACAGAAGGAGCUGGUCACCAUUACCAUCUUGACCUGAGACCAUGAACCUUUAGGCCUCUUACUGGGGUGGCGAAGAGCUUAACAAAUCGACUACUGUGGUUUGCCCUCCAGAGGAGAGCGUUAAACAGGUGAAGCUGAACACUGCUCUCAUUAGUCACACAUGCAGUCACCUGCCGCUCACCAGAGACCAACGCCAGAGCUCUGAAAGUUUCCACCGCUAUUUCUUCCCACACUCGGGAGACACUUGAGGAAUGGCUAAGACUCUGUGACUGGAUGUAAGCUCGGUGGAAAAUGCUGCGCUGCUGGGGACCAGGCAGAUAAGAGGAUUCAAGCAUCUGUCUGAGCGAGCCAAUCAUGGCCAACAUGGUGGUUCAGCUCCUCGGCUUCUUCUUAGGACUGCUGGGCUUUGCAGGAACUGUGGCUGCAACCGUGCUCCCCCACUGGCGCAUCACGGCCUAUGUGGGCGCUAAUAUCAUCACAGCCACCGCCUACAUGAAAGGCCUGUGGAUGGUGUGUGUCCGGCACAGCACCGGCAUUUACCAGUGUGAGCUUUACAAAUCCCUGCUGGCACUGCCCCAUGAUCUGCAGGCUGCCCGGGCACUCAUGGUACUCUCCUGCCUCACCUCAGUCCUGGCAUCUCUGGUUGCUGUGAUGGGGAUGAAGUGUACCCACUUUGCUCAACAUUCAGUGGUCAAAUCUCCCCUGGUGCUGAGCGGGGGGAUUUGCUUUCUCUGUGCCGGUCUCCUUUGCCUGGUCACCGUGUCCUGGACCACCAACAAUGUCAUCAUGGAAUUCUACAACCCCUUCCCUCCCAGUGGACAGAAGUAUGAGAUCGGCCUGGCUGUUUAUCUUGGCUACGCUUCGGCCUGCCUCAGUCUGACCGGGGGGGUGGUGCUGUGCUCAAGUAGUAGAGGCGACGGGUUGCGAAGCCCCCAACACAUGCAGAGGAGUCAGCUGUCAUCACCUCCCCCUGUCUUCAACCACAUUCAUCCUCCUGCUCCUCUCUAUAAACCUCCUGAGGCCCUAAAGGACAAUCAUGCACCCUCACUUUGUUCCCUCUCCAGCAAUGGCUACAGACUCAACAACUAUGUGUAAGGCUGCAGACAUACUAACACUAACUGUGAGAACACCGGACCUGUGUAUAUAAUGAAAAAGGUUCUGCAUAGACCUGAACUGUCAUCUGAUCACUUUGACAACGUUUUCUUUUUUCUUUUUCAUGAUCGUCAGAUCACAUUACUUUCUCUACUCAAAAACAAAAUGUUGUCAUUAAAGGAUAUUUGAUGAACUACAAACUUUUUCAUCCAAGCGUAGAGCCCAGAGAACCUCUGAACUGCCUGUGUUUGUAAGGAAAAGAACUGAAACCUCUGGUGCUGCUGCAAUGCACCUAAAGGACCAGAAGGUGGCGAUAUGCUACAGGAAAAUGUCAAACAAGAAAGCGACAGCUUAUUACAAGACUUUCACUUGCUUGUUGAAUCCUAUUUUUUUAUUGGUAUAAUUAUUUCUUAAAAUACAAACAAAGCAAAUGCUUCAGAAACUUUAAAAAAUAACAGAUUAUUAAAUAUUUGAUGUCUGUAAAUCAUCAUUAGCCUGUAAUUAAUAAAAAUGAUGGUUUUAUUCCAUGUUUUCUUCUACUUAGCUUCAGGCCAGAGUUACUGAGAUCACUCACAGAGACUUUAAUGACAAUAUUAGAGUUAAAUUUAACUUUUCAAACAAUUAAAAGCAAAGCAUAUGUGAGAAAGUUCAUUUUUUGAUGCAUGUUUUAAAAUGUUAUGUUGUAGCUAAUGUUCUUACAUCUAAAAUCCAUUGCUGAACAAAGAGAAAGUGAUUGCUACAGAAAGAUGUUUGUACUGUUAAUGAGAGUUGCGGGCUACUGUAGAGCCCUGAUAAACCAGAAUUUUCAUAAUUUUCUGCAAACCCUCAUUGGAGAGCUGGGUGAAGCUUGAAGAUGCCACUGGAUGGCGGCAACACUCUUUUGUUAGAAUCUGGGCUCAUCCUGUAGUGAGAAGGACCUUGUAUGUUUUCAGACUGCAGCUUUCUAUGCUGUUGAAUAUUUGACACUUAUUUAUAAGCUGGGUAACAUCAGGGUUUUGUUUUUUUUUUUUUAUGAUUGACUUUGGGAUGUUCAAUACAGAAUUAUUUACAACUCCUCCGAGGCCCUUCUGGCUGACUGAAUAACUACCUGUAACACAAAGAAAAUGUUUCUGAGGCUUAUUUGUAGAAAACCCUCCAAUUAGAGAUGCCCUCUGUCUGACAGACCGUCUGCUGC
Melanotaenia boesemani (Boeseman's rainbowfish) is the source of this 2721-nucleotide messenger RNA. Its product is annotated as claudin-14-like. Gene Ontology annotation, cellular component: plasma membrane; bicellular tight junction. Lineage: Eukaryota; Metazoa; Chordata; Actinopteri; Atheriniformes; Melanotaeniidae. Bases 810 to 1550 code for a protein of 246 amino acids. The record is from RefSeq and is a predicted model, not a curated record. Gene Ontology annotation, molecular function: structural molecule activity. The transcript has 6 exons. Gene Ontology annotation, biological process: bicellular tight junction assembly; cell adhesion.